GUGGGGUCGGCUCCGGAGCCGUUGCAGUUGAGCCGGCUCCGAAAUUGUCUGAAGCCGGUCGGAGCCGGCUCCGGCUUUGGAGUCGUUUUGCACCAUCACUAGUUUCAAAUUCUCUUGUUUUGAGUAGGAAUGUGUCCCAAAACUGUCAGUGUGUGUGUCUGUUGUUUUGAUCGUGCUUCUUUCUUUCUGUUCCGUCAACUCCGCAGACGGCGAAGAGUGAAAGUUUAGCAGGCCUUGUUUUUGCCAGCGAAAUUGUAUUUAUUCACUGGUUUUAAUUUUAAAUUGGUCCAUUGCCUGGUUCUUCUCAAAUUUUAUUACUUUACAAAUACAUUCAUCGUGUUAAAGUUGAACAAAACAAGCACCGAAAACUCCCUUUCUGCAGUGUUCCAUUUUGUGCGUGGGUUACACUGAGUCAUUUCCAGUAGGUUUUCUUGCUUCAAAGACAAAGUCCAUCGCAAUGGCCAAAGUGAUCACGCAGGAAACGUUCGACGAUGUGGUGAAGGAAAACAUUGUCGAGUUUUCCAUGUCGAUCGAGGAGGCGAGAGAGGAAACGAUCAAGCAGUUCGAGGCCCAAGGCAUCCAUCUGGGCAACAUCAUAAAGGAUCUGAACGUGAACUCCAGCACGGGCGUGCCGUUGCUGAACGAAAGUGUGGACGAAUUGAAGCGGUUGGCCGAAACGAACGAUGCUGAUACGGAGAAGAUUUGUCAGCACUUGGCUGUGAUUGUUGAGGAGUGCAAACAGAGCGUUCCCCAUCGGGUGCUGGCAGCAAAACUGGGUGCUUACGAACACAUCGUAAAACGACUGAACAGUGAGGAAAAACUGGAUGAGGAGGUUUUGCUGAAGCUACUCACUGCGGCCAAUGCGAUUAUCAACAAGCAGCCCGACGUGUUCUGCCACGAAUCGUUGGCCGUCGCUUUGAAGCACUUAAAGACCGCCCCCGACGCGAAGGUUGCCUGUGAGCUGUUGAAGUGGCUGCAAAAGGCGUGCAUCCUGCACGAAAUGAACCGGCAGACGAUAAUGGAGGAAAAUCUUACCAUUCCGACGCUCAAGCCGUUUCUGGGGCGCAACGAGCCGGAAGUGAUUCGCAAUACCUGCGCACUGUUCCGGUACCUGAUACUGGAUGAUGACAUCCGAGUGGAGUUUGGCAAGGCGCACGAACAUGCCCGCCAGCUGGCUGCGGAGGCGUUGACUGAAAUCACCCAACUGCUUACUAAGUUCAAAUCCGAUCCGGACACGCUCAGCGACCUGAUGCUGACGAUCGCCUCCCUGACGGUGCGCAACGAGCUCUGCCAGACGGUCGAGGAAGCCGGCGGGCUUAAGUUCAUCCUGGACGCGAUGGUUGAGUUCCCCGAGUCGAUGAAAAUUAUUCGCGAAGCGUGCAAGCUUCUGAAAGCGCUGGCCGGCAACGAUACGGUCAAGCAGCACAUCGUGCAGUGUGGUGCGGCGCCGCUGCUCGAGUCCGCCCUGAACCGCCACAAGGACAAUGAAACGUUCGCGCGGCACGCGUUGGCGUGCAUUUCGACGCUGGCGCUGCGCGAUCCGGCCAAUAGCAGGGCGCUGUUCGAGACGGGCAUCUCGGAGACGAUCAUUCAGACGAUGAAAAUUCAUCCCACGAGCAAGAUCAUCCAGCGGAAUGGGGCGUGGGCCGUGCGGAACAUGGUUUCGCGAUCGCGCGACCAGUGCGACACGUUCGUGGCGCAGGGGAUUGAGGAUGUGCUGAAUCAGGCGCUGACGGAUCAUCCGAGCAUUGCGCACGACGUAAAGUCGGCUCUGAGGGAUCUCGGUUGCAAGGUGCACCUGAACGAGGAGUGGAAAGCAACGUCCGAGAUUCAGAUCAAGAACGACUAAUGGGAUGGCAAUUUUGUUCGACAUCAUGUUUCAUCACUCAACAUAUACACACACGUACUAUGUACUCAUGUAAUAUCGCAAUCUAAUCAUCCGCACCGCCCGCACAGACAAAGCUUGUACUGCCGCCAAUCAAAAGGUUAACGUUUUCUGUUUUUGAGAGUGUUGCACACACACAUACAUUUCGUACUAAAAAUUAUUUAUAAAAUUUAACCUCUCUCAUAACAACGCAUUAUAUACUUGUAUACUAAAACAAA
Messenger RNA from Anopheles coluzzii, 2103 nucleotides. Its product is annotated as armadillo repeat-containing protein 6 homolog. The record is from RefSeq and is a predicted model, not a curated record. Bases 458 to 1849 code for a protein of 463 amino acids. NCBI's taxonomy places the organism in Eukaryota, Metazoa, Arthropoda, Insecta, Diptera, Culicidae. Gene Ontology annotation, molecular function: protein binding. The transcript is spliced from 4 exons. Gene Ontology annotation, biological process: hematopoietic progenitor cell differentiation.